Messenger RNA from Fimicolochytrium jonesii, 1641 nucleotides. RefSeq lists its product as uncharacterized. Gene Ontology annotation, biological process: ribosomal large subunit biogenesis. The coding region runs from base 151 to 1539 and encodes 462 amino acids. Gene Ontology annotation, molecular function: protein binding. Gene Ontology annotation, cellular component: preribosome, large subunit precursor; nucleolus. NCBI's taxonomy places the organism in Eukaryota, Fungi, Chytridiomycota, Chytridiomycetes, Spizellomycetales, Powellomycetaceae. The record is from RefSeq and is a predicted model, not a curated record. The transcript has 2 exons.
CGUGUCAGUCAUGCUUUGUCACGUGCGUGCCUUUACAACUCACGCACUUUGCCCUUGUCGUUUUUGGAAGUUUUGGGGCCUCGCAUUCGAGGAUCCUCAAAAAAGCCUCGUCAAGUCGACGUCUAGGAGGGAGAACAAACAGGAAAAACCAUGCGCUUCAUAACAGGGGACGAGGUCGGCCUCACGAAAAUAAUAGCACCGGCCCCACCACCGGAAAACGACCAGAAUGACUGCCCCUCUAAACGACGAAAAGCUAGCGAAAAGCCCCAAAAGGACAUCGACGAACCCGCCGGUCCCAGAAUGACAACCACGACUCUCGGCACCAUGGACCGUGGCGGCGAAGUGCAGCUUAUGUGCUGGGCGGUGUGGAAGACUCAGAGGGACACGGUGGUCGUGGCGAGGAAGGACGGACGGGUGCAGUAUUUGCGGUUAGAGGACGGGAGCGUGGUGAGAGAGCACGUGGUCUUCCGGGAGAGGCGGGGAGAGGAUGGGAAGGUGGUGGUGAAUAAGUAUAAGAAAGGGGAGCACUUUGUGGGGCUGCAUGAUGUUGAAGGCACACUGGUCGCAUGCACAGAUCUUGGUUUCGUCCACAUCAUCCCAUCGCCAGAAAGCAACGCACCAACAUCGCCGCUCCCAUCCGGGACAUUCACCACAUCCCACGCCCUCACCUUCCGCGCCCGCCUCCACCCACAACACACCCACCUCCUCGCCACAGGCGGCGACGAAUGCGAUCUUACAAUUUGGAACCUCGCCGAGCAAUUCCCCAACACGACCACCGAAGAAACGUCCACCACACCCCCACCAACCCAACUGACCGCCCACUGGACAUCCAGAAACGUCAAAAACGACUUCCUCAACAUCCGCGUUCCCGUCUGGAUCACCGAGCUCGCUUUCCUCGACUCCACCGCAACCCGUCUCAUUGUCGGAACCGGCCACCACCAGAUCCGCAUCUACGACACCACUCUCGCCCGGCGGCCUAUCGUCGACAUCACGGUUGGCACGCAUCCCAUUCGGUCCCUCGCUGUGUAUCCCGUAGACAACGCAAGUGAAGGGGUGGUGAAGACGGUGUGCUCUGAUACGACGGGGCAGAUGAUGCAGGUCAAUGUGGAUUGUAAGGCAAAGACGGCGAAGGUUGUCGGGAAAUAUGCUGGGUUAGCGGGGGCGGUUACGGAUGUGGCGAUACCGGCGGGUGCGGAGACGGUGGUUAGUGUGGGGUUGGAUCGGCUGUUGAGGGUGUUUGAGUUGGAGGGCGGGCGGAAGUUGGUGCAGAAGGUUUAUUUGAAGCAGAGGCUUUGUAGGGUGCUUGUUGAUGAUACCGAAGCGGAGACGGCGGCGGUUGGGAAUGCGAAGGGCCAGGUUGGGGCCACCGAAACUGCGACAGCUGGAAAUGGGGACGAGGAGAGCGAAGCUGAAGACGACGACGUGUGGGCUGAGAUCUCGGUGGUCGGCGGCAAACAAUCGGCCACGAAUGGAAAAGCAAAAAAGCGGAAAUCCACAUCGAAGGACGGCAAAUCGUCCAAACGGAAGGGGGUCUCCUGAUUAUUCAACCCCGACCCUUUUUGCGUAAUUUAAGUAGAGUCAUAUUGUAGGAUAGCCCAGUUCAUCCAUCCCAAAAUCUGUAUAUGUACAUUUGCUCGAAAG